AUGAUAUUUUUUGGCGCCGUAUCAGUGGUAGCUGGGGCGCUAACGUUAAUUUUGCCGGAAACAAAGAACUGCUUAUUGCCCUCGUCGCUCAAUGACGCAAAGAAGACAACUGGAUAG
Molecule: messenger RNA, 117 nt
Organism: Gongylonema pulchrum
Lineage: Eukaryota; Metazoa; Nematoda; Chromadorea; Rhabditida; Gongylonematidae
Source: the annotation of a GenBank genome assembly